Eriocheir sinensis (Chinese mitten crab) is the source of this 2208-nucleotide messenger RNA. RefSeq lists its product as uncharacterized. The record is from RefSeq and is a predicted model, not a curated record. Lineage: Eukaryota; Metazoa; Arthropoda; Malacostraca; Decapoda; Varunidae. The coding region runs from base 716 to 1135 and encodes 139 amino acids. The transcript is spliced from 4 exons.
UGCGAAAGUGUUGUUGUUGUUGUUGUUGUUGGUGGUGGUGGUGGUGGUGGUAGUGAAUCUUCAACAAUAUAAUGACGGAAAACGACUAACAAACAAAAUAAUUAUAUUCCCCCUCUUCCCCCCAUCAUAUACAUACAUACAUACAUACAUACACAUAUACAUACAGUUCCUCGGUGUCUCUCCAUAAAUAGAAAAAAUAAUAACAAUAGGGAAAGAAGGACGAUGAGAAGGAGGAAGAAUAUGAUCAUGAUGACGAUAAGGAGAAGAAGGAAGAGGAGGAGGAGGAGGAGGAAGAAGGAAGAAGUGGAAAGGAAGGAAGGCAGUUGAAAAGAAAAAGAAAUCAAGAGGAAGAAAAAAAAGAAAGAAAGAGAAGGGGAGGAGAAAGAGAAUAAAGAAAAUGAAGCAGAAAAUAAAAUAGAAAACACGAAGAAAAGGAGGAGAAAGAAAGAUAGAAAAUGAAGCGCAAAAGAAAAAAAAAUGAAAAAGAGGAUGAGAAAGAGAAGGAGAAAGAAAAAAGGAAGAACAUGAGGCAAAAAAAAAAAAAAGAUGUAAAAAGAAGAGAAGGAAGAGAAGGACGAAGAGGAGGCAGAACAAAAUGAAAAAGAUGUAACAUACGAGAGACCUAGGUAGCGAGAAACAGGAAUAGGAAAAAGAAGGAAAAACAAACCAAUCCAAAAACCAAAUAGUCAUGAUCUAAAACACCACCACCACCACCAUGGCCGAGAACAUCACCACCGCCGCCCCAGUCCUCAACACCACCACGCCCCACGCUCUGACCCUGGCGGAGAAGAUCACAGAGGAAGGGAUAAGACUGGACGUGACAGUGUGGCUCGUCAUCUGUUGCAUCUUCACCUUCUUCUUCAUCAUCAUCGUCGCUUCCAUUUGUAUGCACUGGAUGGAGCUACGAAGGUUCGGCAUCCGGGGUGAGUUCGUGUUGCUGCCCCCGGGUCCUGUGCCUGGGUGCGUCACGGUGGUCAGCUCCAGCCAGCCACACACCCGCCUCAUCGACCACUACCACCUCCAAGCCUGCUACGGCCCCUCCACCAGGUGUGACGAGGACAGCCAAGUCAGCCGCUGCUUCUCCUUCCCAACCCUUACCAGACAGCCUAAGGACACCCUCCCGAGAAGCAGGUAACAACAACAACAACAACAACAACAACAACAACAGCAACAACAACAAUGCUACACCUCCACUUUCCUUCUUUCCUUCUCUUCCUUCUCCUUUUCCUCCUUCCAUGUAUCCUUUCCCUCGCUCCUUUCCUCUCUUCCGAUUUUAUUUCUCUCUAUCCCUUUGUUCUCCUCCACCUCUUCCUCUUCCUUCCUUCCCUUCCUUCUCCUUCUCCCUUUCCUCUCAUCCUCUCUCGUUCAUUUCCUCUCUUUCUUCCUUUCUCCUCUUCCUUCCUUCAUCUCCCCAUUUCUUUUCCCAUCCCUCCUAUCGCCCUUAGCAGAAGAGGGCAAGCAGCAGAGGGUGGGAGAAAGACAACUGCUGAGAGAUGGAUAGCAGGAAGGAAAGCAGGUAACGACUCCAGCUAGCCAAAAAGAGGUCGUCCAGCCUGUUAUGACGUCAGCAAGCCUUCCGUGACGUCACUAAUGUAAUGACGUCACUUUUCUCGGGUUGCAAGGGAUGGGAUUUACAGAAGCAUUCAAUUUUAGCCCCUUGAUAGCGAUGCCAAUAGAGAGAGUGAGAAAAAAAGUCCAAUAUGUAGUAGAGGAGGUGAUUUUUUUUAUUGUAUGGAGUGUGAUGAGUCUUGGAAAAUGCAAAAAAUAAAAGACAAUAAGGAGAAAAAAGUGAUGUAUGAGAGUUUUUUUCUUUUUGAUGUGAUCUUUUGAAAAUGUGAAAAGAGAACGAUAAAAGAAGAAAAAUGAAUAUGUAAAAAGAAGUGAAAUUAUUGAAGUGUAGAAUGUAACGAUCUUUGGAAAACGUAAAAAAAAAAGAAUAGAAAAAGGGAAGAAAAAUUGCAAUAAGUAGUAAAGGAGGUGAAAAGUUUUAAUUGUGGAAUGUAAUAAUCUUUUGAAUAUGUAAAAAAUAAAAAAUAAAAAUAAAAGAAAAAUGCAUUAUAUAAAGGGGUGAAAAUUUAUAAGUGUGGAAUGUAAUUAUCUUUUGAAUAUGUAAAAAAGAAAGAAAGAUAAAAAGGAGAAAAAUGCAUUAUAUAAAGGGGGUGAAAAUUUCUAAGUGUGGAAUGUAAUGAUCUUUUGAAUAUGUAAAAA